Molecule: messenger RNA, 335 nt
Organism: Dentiscutata erythropus
Lineage: Eukaryota; Fungi; Glomeromycota; Glomeromycetes; Diversisporales; Gigasporaceae
Source: the annotation of a GenBank genome assembly
AUGCUCAUAAAGGCCCAGUCUUUCUCGACAAAGUCGAAAGCUGGAUAUAAAAUUACCCAGCAUCAGACAAAAAUAUAUUACAUUACUAAACACACUAGUAUUGCGGUUCCACAGGUCUGGAGCAGGAUCACUAGUUCAGAAGAUUUUUGCUGGGCCACACCUCCUCAAAAAUCUAUGAAGUAUCGGUCAUCUCCUCCGAGCUCUCCAGUCUUAGAACCUAAAGAAGAUCUCCAACACAAGGAAAUAGCUCUCAUUGGCAAGGAUUUAGAUAAUAUAGAUGUUAAAGAAAAAUUCCUUGUUGGAUUAUCACCUGAUAAUGAAAAGCAUGUAGAAGA